AUGGCUUGUGAGAGAGUUGAUAUCUCUAUUUUGGUUGUGGAUGAUGAUGAAACUUCUCUGACCAUCGUUUCUAAUGUACUCAUCUCAUGGGAAUAUAAAGUUCUCACUGCCAACAGUGCUCGUAAUGCUUUGGAGACACUUAGAGAGUUUGAAGGCUUUUUUGAUCUCGUCAUUACAGAGCUUCAUAUUUCAGGAAUUGAUGGAUUUGAAUUUCAAAAGCGUGUCAAAGAUGAAUUCCAGCUACCUGUAAUAAGGGCCGUGCCAAAGAAAAUUCUCGAAAUCAUGAAUGUGCCAAACUUGACAAGAGAAAAUAUUGCCAGUCACUUGCAGAAGUAUCGCAUUUUCCUGAGAAAAGUUGCAGAGAGAGGAAUAAUUGAGGGCUUAUCUGAGAGGACUCUAAGGUCAAGGUUUGCUUCUGGGGUUUCAGCUUUAAUGAUCAAAGAAAUCCAAACAAGAACAGAGAAACUAUGUGUUCCUGUGCAACAAUAUUUGAAAAGAUUAGCACAUCAAAAAGGAAUCAGAGGGAUUGUCAAUGAUCUUCAUGAUAAACAAGUUUCAAGCAAUGCUUAUAUGACUAAUCAACUAGGAAGAGGUCAAUCUUCUUAUCCAUUGCACAAUGGCUUAAUGCUUCAUAAUCAACCUGUUGAUUCUCUUAGUCAAGUCAGACUUGGACAAUCAAUCUUUGGAAGCAAUAUUGGGACAAAUAAUGUCCAGCCAAAAAUGUUGGGAUGCUAUGCAAACCCACCUUAUCAAGCAAACAGUUCAUUCAAUAAUGCAGGUGCUAUGUUUCCUACAUAUGGAAUGGGACAUUGCAUGACGACUUCAACAAAUGGCCUCACAAGAAGAGGUUUGAGAUAUGGUGACCAAAUGUACCAAAAUUAUGAUUCAUUGGGAACUAACAAAUUUAGCUAUGGUCUAGGAAAUUGCAACAUGGGAUCUUUGAGCACCUCUAAUCUGCCAUCGACUUGUACUUCUUAUCCUAGCAGUAACUCCUCUGUAGUUCAACUGAAUGGUGGAUCAAAAACUGUUGGGACUGGGAACAAUGAUAGUUUUGGCUUGAUUAAUGAGACUCAAAAUGCAAAUAUGGAUGUAGCAAUCUUGGGGAAUGUAAAUUUUGGUUUGGUACAAAGAGGGCUUGCUUCUACUUCUGAUUCUAAUGUUGGGAAUGGUUUUAUAAGUGCGCUUCCAACUACAUUGAUGACUAAUGGAACUCGAGAAGAAAAUAUUCCAGGGAUCUCACAAUUACCUCAGCAACUAGAUGACAAUGUUGUAGAAAAUGAGCAUAAAUAUAAUGCCACUUCAAUAUGUGAGAUCAUCAGCAGCCAACUGGAAGACGAUCUUUCUGAGCUUUUCUUGAUGGUAGAUGAUAUGCAACUUCUUAAUAAUGAGACAGAAGAGAACCCUAAUGCAAGUGAAUUUUUAAAUUCUGACUUUUCUAGCUCUAGUCAGGUUGUGCAAUCAUUUGAGCAGUCUAAUAGUAGAGCUGGUGAUGAUGUGAUUGUGUUGCCAACUAAAGACACAUUAAACUUUCCAAACGAGUCUUCAACAAGCUCUGACAAAAAUUCUAAUCAGAUGCAAGGCAAUGGGGAAUCUGGGGACUGGGAACACUUUGAUAGGUUCUUAGUGGACAAUGUAUCUUCAGCAAGUAACUCAACUUCUGAGCAGGAUUGGGAUAUGGACAUCAUUGAAGCUUUGUUUGGUACCGAGAAUCAACCAGAUUCCAAAGGCAUGAGGAGGAUGCCUCCGGCAGUUUUAGGUGGUGAAUUGUGA
Messenger RNA from Gastrolobium bilobum, 1770 nucleotides. RefSeq names its product two-component response regulator ORR23-like. The transcript is spliced from 9 exons. Gene Ontology annotation, biological process: regulation of DNA-templated transcription; phosphorelay signal transduction system. Gene Ontology annotation, cellular component: nucleus. The record is from RefSeq and is a predicted model, not a curated record. Lineage: Eukaryota; Viridiplantae; Streptophyta; Magnoliopsida; Fabales; Fabaceae. The coding region runs from base 1 to 1770 and encodes 589 amino acids. Gene Ontology annotation, molecular function: DNA-binding transcription factor activity; DNA binding.